CGUGGAGCUGCUCCAGCAGUUUCCUCUUCUUUUCGUCUGGGGGUCAGUCGACCCCUGCGACCAACGCCGUGACUGCCGUCCUUCUCCGCACACCUGGACCUCUGAACUUCUAAAAAAGGGCUGCCUUCUUGGAGGACACCCAAAACGAUGAGGGAAGACACUGCUGCUGCUGCCUGAAACCCUCAGUAUCCCACGUGGCAGGAAACAACGGGAUCAGGUGUAGGGGAAGGGCUUUUGAUUGCUGACUUCCAUGUUUGCUGUCCCUGGAAGGUUCCUACAAUAUAGAAUCCUCUCAGUUAAUAUCUUCCAUUGAACAGAAUUUUUCUGAUUGACCCAUCAUGGAUGGGGACAGAGACAAGAUGGCAGAGAGGAUAUUAACUCUCACCCUAGAGAUACUCUUCCAACUUACUGGAGAGGGUUACACUGUAGUGAAGAAGACCUCUAGUGAGGUUCCUUUGUCUGAAGGAUGGGGAAGAACCCUAAGCCCAAUCACGGGGCCUCCACCUCACCUCCUGAUACAUGAGGAAAUCAAUGAACAGAAGAUCCUAGAACUCGUCCACAAGAUGGUGGAGCUGCUGACUGGAGAGGUUCCUAUAAGGUGUCAGGAUGUCACUGUCUAUUUCUCCAUGGAGGAGUGGGAGUAUGUAGAAGGACACAAGGAUCUGUACAAGAACGUCAUGAUGGAGAACCACCAGUCCCUCACAUCACCAGGUAGACCCAGUAAGAGAAGAACACCAGAGAGAUGUCCCAGUCCUCUUCCUCCACAGGAUCAUCAGAUUUUGAUUCAGGAUAAAGAUCUGAGGAGAAUUAAUUCUAGAGAGACCUGUGUGAAGUGUGAAGACCAGUAUAAAGAGGAAUUUCCUACAGAUAUCUAUCCAGGUUACUGUAUCAGGAGCUCAGAGGGACAUUUGAUAGUACAAUCAUCUGCUUUAAAAACUGAAGAAAUAACACAAGAUACAUAUGAAGCGCAUCCCAUUAUCCAACAUGUACCCUCAGCCCUUCACAGCAAAGAUCUAAAUCCUUUUCAACAUCUAUCAUCUGAUUCAUCACAGACUGUAGAGCAAAAUACAAGCCAAAGAAGUGAUGUUGUACCUAAAAGAGCAAACACGGAUGAGAAGCCAUUUUCAUGUUCAGAAUGUGGGAAAUGUUAUAGUGUUAAGUCAUCUCUUGUUGAACAUCAAAGAACUCACACAGGAGAGAAGCCAUUCUCAUGUUUAGAAUGUGGAAAAUGUUUUACCCAGAAAUCGAAACUUUUUAGACAUCAAAGAUGUCACACAGGGAAGAAGCCGUUUUUAUGCCUAGAAUGUGGGAAAUCGUUUUCUCAAAAAGCAAAUCUUAUCGUACACCAAAGAACUCACACAGGUGAGAAGCCAUUUUCUUGUCCUGAAUGUGAGAAAUGUUUCGCAAGAAAAGCAGAUCUUGUUGAACAUCUUGGAAUUCACACGAGGGUGAAAGCAUUUUCAUGUUCAGAAUGUGGGAAUUGUUUUUAUACAAAAUCACAGCUUCUUGUACACCAAAAAACUCAUAAGGGAGAGAAGCUAUUUUCAUGUACGGAAUGUGGGAAAUGUUAUAGCGUUAAGUCAUCUCUUGUUGAACAUCAAAGAACUCACACAGGAGAGAAGCCAUUCUCAUGUUUAGAAUGUGGAAAAUGUUUUACCCAGAAAUCGAAACUUUUUAGACAUCAGACAGUUCACACAGGAGAGAAGCCAUUUUUAUGUCUCGAAUGUGGCAAAUGUUUUAUAACAAAUGCAGAGCUUGUUGUUCAUGAGAGAAUUCACACAGGGGAGAAGCCAUUUUCUUGUUCAGAAUGUGGGAAAUGUUAUACUCAGAAAUCACAUCUUUUUCGACAUCAAAGAUGUCACACAGGGAAGAAGCCGUUUUUAUGCCUAGAAUGUGGGAAAUCGUUUUCUCAAAAAGCAAAUCUUAUCGUACACCAAAGAACUCACACAGGUGAGAAGCCAUUUUCUUGUCCUGAAUGUGAGAAAUGUUUUGCAAGAAAAGCAGAUCUUGUUGAACAUCUUGGAAUUCACACGAGGGUGAAAGCAUUUUCAUGUUCAGAAUGUGGGAAUUGUUUUUAUAAAAAAUCACAUCUUCUUGUACACCAAAAAACUCAUAAGGGAGAGAAGCUAUUUUCAUGUACGGAAUGUGAACAAUGUUUUAGUUGGAAAACGCAACUUGUUGAACAUCAACGGACUCACACAGGGGAGAAACCAUUUUCAUGCCAAGAAUGUGGGAAAUGUUUCAUAAGAAAAUCAGCUCUUGUUAAACAUCAGAAAAUUCACACAGGAUAGAAGCCAUGUCCAGGCUAAGAAAGUGGGAAAUUUUAUAGUGAUAAAUCAAACUUUGUUCAACAUUAAAGAAGCCACACAAGGGAGAGAAGGCGAGGGCUAACUUCCUACACCCUACUUAGCGAUGGCUCAGCAGUAGGAGCCAACCGUAAUAUAUAGCCAGGCUUUCUCUGCAAUGGCCAGGAUUGGAGCUAGCUCUGUUCCUGGCUAUGUAACCCCAUUAGAUGCCACAGUCUGUAGUAAACAUACCUCAAAGUGGUAAAGCAGAUGGAGGGGGCUCACUCUGACCCUAUAUCAUGUACCUUCCCCUGGGCAACGAGAUCAGAGUAAUCAUAAUUGGUAUAGCAGCUGGAGGCUUAAUGAUGGCCUCCAGGUUUGUAAAGUGCAGACCUUGCACAAGGGUUUGAUAGGUUACCUGUCUGCAGAAUACUAACAGGCACACAUUUAUGACUGUACUACAUAAUUAGUACAGUGUACAGUCGUGGCCAAAAGUUUUGAGAAUUACAUAAAUAUUGGAAAUUGGAAAAGUUGCUGCUUAAGUUUUUAUAAUAGCAAUUUGCAUAUACUCCAGAAUGUUAUGAAGAG
Messenger RNA from Bufo gargarizans (Asiatic toad), 2873 nucleotides. RefSeq names its product gastrula zinc finger protein XlCGF57.1-like. Gene Ontology annotation, biological process: regulation of immune system process; regulation of cytokine production; negative regulation of transcription by RNA polymerase II. The record is from RefSeq and is a predicted model, not a curated record. NCBI's taxonomy places the organism in Eukaryota, Metazoa, Chordata, Amphibia, Anura, Bufonidae. The coding region runs from base 339 to 2291 and encodes 650 amino acids. The transcript has 8 exons.